AAGAGUCUUGUUUAACUGGAAUGAUGAAAAGUGUAUCCACCUACUAACAAAAGUAUUUAUGGCCUGUAAGCCAGAGAAGUGAAGAACAAUGGCUUCACCAGAGGAAAAAGAAAAUAUUAAAAUAUUAUUUCAGCAUCAACAUUCAUUUAUGGUUACAAAGAUAAUAUUUACUUCCUGUGAAUUUGGAAUAUUUGACUUGCUGAGAGAGUCAGGUGAAUCUCUCUCCUCUGCGAUUAUUGCUGAACGUUUAAACACCAGUCUCACUGGAAUGGAGAUGCUGCUGAACUGUUGCGUAACUUUAAAUCUUCUGAAAAUGGAACGAAAGGACGACAGAGGUCUUUAUGAAAAUACAGAAUUUGCCAAUCUCUACCUGGCAAAAUCAAGUCCAAAGUCUCAAUAUUAUACCCUGAAGUUCUUCUCUGAUAUUGUCUACCCAGGAAUGAAAUACUUGCCUGACGCAGUGAGGGAAGGAAAGAAUCAGAUUUCAUCAAUAACUGGGGUUUCCUCAAACAAUGUAUUUGAGGCUUUUUACCGGUCAGAAGAAAACAUCAAAGCCAUCUUCAGGUGUAUGAAUGAGGCUUGGAGUUUGCAUGGAAGAGAAGUACUGACUGCAUUUGAUCUUUCUGAAUUUGAAUUCAUUUAUGAUAUAGGUGGAAGCUGUGGUGCCUUAUCUAAGGAACUGAUUGCAAUCUAUCCAAAUUGUACUGUGACCCUUUUUGACCUCCCUGAAGUAGUGGAAACAUCAAAGAAGUAUCAUGGCUUCUCAGAAGCAUCGCGGAUUACUUUGCAUGGAGGUGAUUUUUUUAAAGAUCCAAUUCCUGAAGCAGAUUUGUACAUUUUUGCCAGGAUCCUGUUUGACUGGAAUGAUGAAAAGUGUCUGCAGUUGCUAAACAAAGUGUUUAAUGUCUGUAAGCCUGGUGGUGGAGUAUUAAUUGUGGAACCAACAUUAGAUAAAGACAAGACUCUGCCUUUUCCUAUUGCCAUGUACUCCCUCAUAGUGCUGCUUAAUACUGAAGGAAAAGUACGGACCCCAUCAGAGUAUCAUUCAUUCCUCAGCACAGCUGGCUUCAAAGAUAUACAGCUAAAGAAAGGAAAUCUAUUUGAUGUCAUUUUGGCCAGAAAAUAAUGUUGCUAAAAUUGCUUCAUGCUUGCCAAGUGUUGAAAGAAAAUUAUUUCAAUGUACUGUACGGUAUCUACUGACUUUGAUUAUACAGUGAUAUGACUCUAUAAUCUCACCUUGCCUGAAGUUAUCAAAGUACAAUUGGAGAUCCCUGUCUUAGAUGAUAUAUCUGGAAAUUCAUAUAUCUCUAUCUCUAUCUCUAUCUCUAUCUCUAUCUCUAUCUCUAUCUCUAUCUCUAUCUCUAUCUCUAUCUCUAUCUCUAUCUAUCUAUCUAUCUAUCUAUCUAUCUAUCUAUCUAUCUAUCUAUCUAUCUAUCUAUCUAUCUAUCUAUCUAUGAUUACUAAGUAUAUACUUAACAAAGUUUUGUUAGAAUUUGGAUUUGGAAAAGAAACAGCAAAAAAAGGCUAUGCACUCUAUUAUUAUCUUAAUUUCCAAGUUUUUAGAGACAGCUAAAACUGAAUUUAUGGUACAAAUGCUGGCUAAAACUAUUUGUGUCUAACCAUGAAAUACCAUAAUAAAAAAUAAGUCAAUUUAUAUUGUACCACAAAGAA
Pantherophis guttatus is the source of this 1671-nucleotide messenger RNA. NCBI's taxonomy places the organism in Eukaryota, Metazoa, Chordata, Lepidosauria, Squamata, Colubridae. The record is from RefSeq and is a predicted model, not a curated record.